AUGCAGCAAAAGGGUGAGAGAGGAAUGGAGUUGGAGGCAUAUCUAACGGGUUCGAGCCUCCCAGAUUGUUCACAUGCAUGUGGGGCAUGCACCCCUUGCCACAGGGUCAUCGUCAGUUUCACCAAAUGCUCGGUCGAGUCGUGUCCCGUCAUCUACCGCUGCAUCUGUAAAGGAAAAUAUUACCACGUCCCCUCCAAUUGA
This is a messenger RNA of Striga hermonthica, 201 nucleotides long. The record is from the annotation of a GenBank genome assembly. NCBI's taxonomy places the organism in Eukaryota, Viridiplantae, Streptophyta, Magnoliopsida, Lamiales, Orobanchaceae.